Molecule: messenger RNA, 1179 nt
Organism: Heterobasidion irregulare TC 32-1
Lineage: Eukaryota; Fungi; Basidiomycota; Agaricomycetes; Russulales; Bondarzewiaceae
Exons: 3
Coding region: 1-1179 (392 amino acids)
Source: RefSeq, a predicted model, not a curated record
AUGCGGGCUGCCGCUGCCCGUCAGUUGGCCGAAGACGAUCGUCAGCGGCGUCGGGAGGCCUUGGUGGAGGCCAUGUUCAACGGGUCGCUCGAUCCUGAACAGGGUGAUCGUCAGCUGGCCGAGCUGGAGUCAGAGUCCGUCUUUCCCAUUCCUCUCUUCUUUCGCUCCCCUUCUCCUUCUACCGCCGCGUCCUCCUCUCGUCCCAAUCCGUCCGCGUCCUCCUCUCGUCCCAAUCCGUCCGCCGACUCUUCUCAUCCCGACCCGUCCGCCGAUGAUUUGGCGCUUGCGUCCGCAACCGAUGCCCUGGACCGAAUGAGCGUGGGCCCGGUCGCCGCCGCUGCCCCGACUGACGCGAAGGGCAAGCAAUCGGCUGCUGCCGUUGUCAUCGAGUUCGCGCGUCAACUGACGCCGACCGCUGGACGUGUCGUGCUUCCUCUGGGUCCUGGCACAGGCCGAAUGUCGUCUGUUCGGCCUCCUGUGGAGCGGAACGGAGCUGGUAAGUUGCUGCAGGAUCCCCCGGAGUUGUUGCCGGAUGACGUCCUCGCCGAAUACGCGUGCCAUCGGUGCGCCACCGAGUUUACCACUGUAGCUUUUCGGUGCUACACGAGGGCCGGCCAAGUUUCUUGUACGAAGUGCUCCAAGGAGCAGAAAGGCUGUAGCUUCCAGCCCGGGUGGAUGCCGAAGGACAAAGGGAAGUCGAAGGGGAAAGGGAAGUCGAAAGCGAAGGCGGCCGAAAAGUCGGGGGAGCCGGAACCAUCGCGCCCGACCAAGAAGCGUAAGGUCGAGGUACUCAUCCCCGAACGAUCUGUCGGCGAGAGUAUCGCGCGGACUAAAGCUGUUCGGGUUCGGAAGCCCGUCCAGCGUCUCCCAACCACCACCCGUACCGUCCUGGCCCCUUCCCGUCCCCGUUCUUCUGCUGUCCCCGCCCUGCCCGACUCCUCUCGCCUGUCUCCUGUCGUCGCGCAAGGCAUCGCGUCGGAGCUUCGGUACCGCAUUGCUGUGGCCGAAGGUACUCGUGCCUCGCUGGCACGUUCGAUCGCGAUGUGGCAGGGUGAGUUGGAGGUUCUUGAGGCGUGUUCGGGUGGAUCGGCGGUUUCGGAUGUGGUGUUGGUGGAAGACUCGUCGGAUGCCGAGGAUUCGGGAAUGUCGGUGUCGGGCGACUUUGUUCCCGAUGUGUAG